GAGAAUGCCAGAUAUGUUAAAAUUCAAUGAGAGUGACUGAACUGAGGGGUUUUUAGCAGCUGUUAUAUAAAGCAUGCCCAGUCAAGCGAAGCCUCGGUUUGUGAUUCUCUACGGGUCUCAAAAGGGCCAGGCUGAGUCUCUAGCAGAAGGAGUAGCCGAGGCAGCAGAGGAGCAAGGACUGGUUGCUGAGCUCAGUUGCUUGAAUCAGAAUGAGAAGUACAAUUUGGAGAAGGAGCAUGCCCCAGUGAUCUUUAUUGUGUCUACUACUGGAGACGGGGAACCGCCAGACAAUGCCCUGCAAUUUGUAAAGCGCAUCAAGAACAAGGCCCUCUCCGCUGACCACUAUAAACACCUUUGCUAUGCACUUUUAGCUUUAGGAGACACAAAUUAUGCAAAUUUCUGCAACUGCGGGAAGACAAUUGAGCGUCGUCUACAGGAACUUGGAGCCAAACAGUUUUACCCGACAGGAUAUGCAGAUGAUGGUGUAGGGCUGGACGUGGUUGUGGACCCUUGGAUUGAAGGACUGUGGAAAGCAAUCAAAGAAGCCUUAUCCAAAAUGGCUUCUGAUAGGACUGGUUGCUUCAAAGGAGAAGCAGGGGAUUCACCAAAGAAAACUCCUGAUUCAUCCAUACCAGAUGUCCAACUAAACCUCUUGAGCAUAACUGACCACCAGAACUGCGAGUCGACCAGAGCGUCUAUAGAAACGGUUUCCAAAUCUCCAACUGCUGCUUCAUCUUCAGCUUCUGCUACACAGACUGCCGUUUCUGAUCUCAGCCCAGCUUUUCCUGCAGGGAGCCCUGGGUUGGCAUCCCAGUCUCAUGAUACUGCCAGUGUGUCUACAUCAGCACAGGAGACACAGAACGGGGACGCUGGAGUUCCCCAUGUUGCAUUGGCAGCCUCACUGACGCGCUCGCUGCCGCCACUUUCUGAGUCCUCUCUUAAUGUUCCUGCUCUGCCUCCUCCCUACCUCGAUGUCUGUCUUCAGGACGCGGAUGCUGUGGAACAGGUUGUUGGACCGUUAAACAAAGAGACUCUCCAUGAGGUUCCCAUAUCUAAGGCUGUUCAGCUGACCAGAGGAGAUUCAGUGAAGACGGCUCUUCUCUUAGAGCUCGACAUCUCUGCUCAUCAAAUGAUAACCUAUCAGCCCGGCGAUUCGUUUGAUGUAUUCUGCCCAAAUCAGGCAGCUGAGGUGGAGGACUUGCUCCACAGAUUGGGCCUUCAUGACCAGAGGAACCAUCAAGUACACAUUUCUCUGCUUAAAGACACUAAGAAAAAAGGUGCCAAGGUGCCACCCUACAUUCCCCCGAACAUUUCUCUGCUGUCCCUGCUCACAUGGUGUGUAGAGAUCAGAAGCGUCCCUAAGAAGGCAUUCCUGCGAGCGCUGGUGGAGCAUACGGGGGACAGUGUGCAGAGGAGGAGACUGCAGGAGCUCUGCAGCAAACAAGGCGCCGCAGACUACAACCUCUAUGUGAGAGACCCGAGCCUCAGCGUCUUGGAGCUUCUUGCAGCCUUCCCAUCCUGCUCACCUCCUCUCAGCCUCCUCAUAGAGCAUUUGCCGAAACUGCAGCCCAGGCCUUAUUCAGCAGCCAGCUCCUGUCUCAGGUACCCAGGAAAGGUGCAUUUUGUCUUCAACGUGGUAGAGUUCCCAGCAUGCCCCGGGCGCCCUGCGGGAAGGCGAGGCUUGUGUACCGGUUGGCUGUUUGACCUCAUCAAUCCUGUCCUGGUUUUCCCUGAGAAGGCUGAAUCCUCCGGCUGCCCGGCUGUGCCAAAGAUCCAUGUGAGUCUGAGACCCAACUGCUUCUUUCGGCCUCCCUCUGACCUGUCGGCGCCCUUCAUAAUGGUCGGACCGGGGACAGGAGUCGCCUCCUUCGUCGGUUUCCUCCAGCAAAGGGAGGAGGAGAGGAAGGAGAACCCCGAGACCACGUUUGGCGAAACCUGGCUGUUCUUUGGUUGCCGCCACAGAGAUCGAGACUACCUAUUCAGAGAGGAGCUGGAGGGCUUUGUGUCCAGCGGUACACUGAGCCAACUCAAGGUGUGUUUCUCCAGAGAUGACCAGGAGGACGAGGCCGCAACCUCCGCCGUGGCACGACCCAGAUACGUGCAACACAACCUGCUUCUAAACAGCCAACACAUCACUGAUAUCCUGCUGAAACAGAACGGUUACAUCUACGUCUGCGGAGAUGCCAAGAACAUGGCUAAAGACGUGAACGACACCCUGAUGGAGAUGAUCAAAACAGAGCUUCAGGUGGACCAGCUAGAGGCCAUGAAGAGACUGGCAGGGCUGAGAGAGGAGAAACGCUACUUACAGGACAUCUGGGGUUGACAGCGGAUGACCAGAUAAGGGCAUUUGCAGAAUCCGCUGGGCCUUUUUACACCUUCAAAAAAAAAAUCGGCACGCUCAGCUGUAACCUCUAGAACCAUAAAAUUGUGGAUGCUGAAGCCCGGAGGUAGUUUACACCACCCAAUGCUACCAAGAUGGAAUAGGCCAUGCUGACCCGGGGAUAUCGGUUCACUACAUCAUCCUGGGCUUUGCUGUUUGAACAGAAAUGAUCUUGGUCAGGGCAAUAGUGCUGGAGAUUGGUCCUGCAGUGUGAAAAUGCUUUUACUGUCGACAAGUCUCCUCCGUUCGUCCUGUCUGGGGAAAAGGCAUUUACUUCCGUCGGCCGUGAUGGAGGGAUUUUGAUGAGAACGGGAGUGCUCCAACCUAGAUGGAAACAACACAGCAAUCUGUAGUUCUUUAACAGCACACACACAGUAAAUUGUUUAUUGUCAUUCAGGGGGAUAGAAGUCAUUUUUUCCACAAGUUAUUUUUUAUUUUUAGAGUGUGCCAAACACCACUGAUUACCUCUGGAGUCAUAAUCAGCAGCAGUUAUUUGAUUUUUUUUUUAAACUGAUGAUGUGAGAAUGAAUCUCAAUUCCAAAACAGGUUGUGGUUUGUUCCAGUGUUAUGUAAAAUCAUAUUUUCAUCCAGAAUACUGUGAUUAUAGUCACCUUGUCAGCCUUUUUAAGGUAAUGAAGACCGAUUUUAAUGUAUGUGAUCCUGAAAAAGUCACUUCUGCCUAAAUGAAGUCCUCAGAGAUGAGGACGGUUAUCAUAUUUAUCAUUAUACUGUGUCGAAUUUUAAGUGCAGAGGGCGUGAAUCGCAGCUCUGACCAGAGCAAUUUAUCUAACUAACUUUGUUUGUGCCUGUCUGCCCCCACAUACCCAGCAGACUGCCAGUUUGGAGACUCUGAACUCCAACUUUUCUAAGUCCUGCAAACCCGACUGAAAUCUCCCAAACUGCGGUAGAAACAAACACAACUGUGCCUUGUGUGAUCAGGAAUUAAAAAAUAUUUCAGCAUAAAUUAUUGCGGUCUUCAGUUUUUCUUUUGUCAUGCGCACAGGUGUGUUUGUAGGUGACCUUAUAUGAAGUGUGGGCGUGGGUGUGAGUGAGCAUGAAGGGGAGGGGUGACUGGAGGUUUCAGCAGCAGGUUCAAAAGGCAAUGGGAAUCAUUUGGGAAUAAACUGUGAUUGAUUGGGAGUGAUUGUUUUUAUAAAUUUAGAUCUAAUUUGAUUGCUGAAGGUGACUUUGGUCAGAAGAUGAAGGCUUACUCUGCUAAUUGAAGGCUUUUCGCAAUGGGCUUCUUAGCGCAGCAGAGCCCCAGAGAGAGGCUUCUCAGAAUUAAAUCUUCUAACAGCAGUCUUUUUAUUUAUCCUCUUGUAGGGAGGGGAGAGAAAAACAUGUUUACAAUCUCUGCCGCCUGCGCCGCCGAUGACACCCCCAUUCGCUACAUUUUUGAGCCGAGUAAACAAAACAUUCACUGUCGCAGAAAACAAUCCCUGAUAGUGAAUAAUUGGUUUAAUAUAGUGUUGUCGAAGGUAGAGCUGUCCUUGUGUUUGUCCAGGCGCAGCUGGCUGCACCUCCUCGCCCUCAUCUCUCAGCGUCCUGCUGCUGCGCCAAGUCACAGGAGCAGAGGACAAAAUCAAAAUAAUGAUGCUGUGUGCCUCCAACGGCACCACCAAUCUCAUCUCACACACACACAGGCAUGAUGAUACAUGGCCUCCAUUUAAUGCAAUUUGUUCUUGGAGAAAUGACAACAACUUGCAUGGAUGCUGUAACAAGAAGCAAAGUUUCAUCAAAGUGACGCGUGAUCAUUAUGAGUGAAUAAUUUUGGGAGUACAGUCUGAGCUGUACUGCCCUUAUUUACCUACACUAUUAACAUGCCCUCAUCUCCAGGUAAAAAAUGACCCCCGCCAUAAGACGGAGAGCCUGCCGGCUGCUUAUGUCACCCUGUCCAGCAACCACCCAGGACUGAUGAAGUUUUAAAUUAUGUCUUCAUAAUUAAAAAGGUUCACAGUGGCGGUUUUGUCCCGCAGCGAAAGCGAAAGACAGAGCUGAGGAGAUUGUCGGAAAUAAAUCAGAGAGCUGGAGGUCAGAGCGACCGCGGAAUAGUAGCACCUCCGUGAUAGAUACCCCUUGUUAAGAUUGGCUUAAAUGAAGCAGAAAGAUGUGUGCUGAAGAUAAUGACUGUUAUUAUGGAAGUGUUGAGUGAGCCAAGCGGGGAGAUGCACUUUAUGUCGACCAGCUCAGAGAUUUCAGAAAGGUCUGCUUAACAUUCGGCUUCUUGGUGCAGAAAGUACAAGUAGUGAUGAUGAGGAUAGUAAGUGGAACCUCCCACACUCUGCCUCCCUGAGCUCGGCAAAGAGUGCGCUUUAAUUAGGCAAGUGACAAUAUGUUCAAUUCAGUUGGCUCAGGUGUGUGGAUAUGACUGCAGUUCAAACAACUCAGUGCUAGUUUUAGGAGUAAACAGCAAGUAGAAGCCAGAAGUUUUCUCCCUUAUGAGAAAACUUUGGAAGAAUCAACUCUGCAAAUGUGCAUGUGUGUACUCCCACUGACCUUCAUCUACAAAAUAUCACCCAAAUGAAGACGUACUGACCAGGAAGACACUCAUUUUAAAUACAAAAGAACACAAAGAGGCAAAACAACCAAACAUAAAAUGAUGUCAAAGACACAAAAUUACCUCAAAGAGACACAAAUGACAACAAAGAGAUGCAAAAUGACCAAAAAGAGCUAAAAAAAAUGCUUUCAGAGAUACAAAAUCCCCUCAGACACAGAAUGACUUCAAAGAGACACAAAAUUACCUCAAAGAUACACAAGACGAACCAAAACGAGACACAAUAUUACCUUAAAGGGACACACAGUGACUUCAAAGAGAUGCAAUAUUACCUCAGACGCACAAAAUGACUACAGAGAGAUGCAAAACUACCAAAGAAAUACAAAAUUACCUCAAAGAGAGAAAAUUAACCAAUAAGAGAUACAAAAUCAUUUCAGAGACAUAAUGACCUCAAAGAGACACAAAACAAAGCAAAACAAGAUACCAAAUGGAUUUAAAGAGACACAAAAUUACCUCAAAGAGAAAGAAAAUAACUACAAAGAGAUGCAAAAUGACCAGAAAGAAACAUAAAAUUACUUAAGAGACACAGAACUGACAAAAAGAGAUACAAAAUGACUUCAGAGACACUAAACUACCUCAAAGACACACAAAAUUACCUCAGAGAGACAGAAAAUGACUACAAAGAGACACAAAACAAAACAAUAAAAGAUACAAAAUGACCUCAAAGAGAUGCCAAAUGACCUCAAAUAGAUAGAAAGGACUACAAAGAGAUUCAAAACAACAAAGAAUAGAUACAAAAUGACCUAAAAGAGACAUGAAAUGACUUCAAAGAGACAUAAAAUGACUACAACGGGACAGAAUAUGACUUAAAAGAUACACAAAUUGACAAAAAAGAAAUACAAAAUUACUUCAGACUGAAAAUUACCUCAGAGACACAAAACUACCAGAAAGAUAUGCAAAAUGAUUUCAGAGACAAUAAACUACCUCGAAGAGACACAAAAUUACCUCAGAGGCAGAAAAUGACUACAAAGAGAUGCAAAACAAACCAAUAAGAGAUACAAAAUGACCUCAAAGAGACAGCAAAUGACUACAAAGAGACACAAAAGAACCAAAAAGAGAUUAAAAAUGACUUCAAAGAGACAGAAAAUUAUCAAAAAGAGAAAUUAUCUCAGAGAUACAAAAUGACUCCAAAGACAUGCAAAAUGACAAAUAAAUGAGGUAUCGAAUUACUUCAGAGAGACAGGAAAUUACCUCACAGACACAAAAUACCAUAAACAGAUACAAAACUACUUCAAAGAGACAACAACAACAAAAAAGAGACCACCACAAAGUCUGUGCAUCUCUUGCUCCUAUAUAGGAGAGGUGGUGGGGCCUUUUGCAGAUCUGUGCCCAGGAGCUCAUUGUCUAAUAAUGCGCCCAUGUGUGUGCAUGUUGCAGAGGCAGGGAACGCAAUAGGGUUAUCCACUAAAUUAAAGUUCCCAACGAGCAGGAUGGCUCAGUUUCCAUGAAAUCUGACCACAGAGAACAACAUGAUUUAAUCCAUCCCUUGCACAAUCCCUGUUGUAGAUUCCUAGUGUUACGGUUUCCGUUGGAAAUAUGAAGUUUUCUUUCAGUUUGAAAACUGUGCACUUGUGGAGAAGUCCUCUGGCAUUACUACUGUCAGCAGAAAGCUUCAUCUGCUCCAAGCUCUUCGCCUCACCUGUGUUCCAUCAUUUAAAAGGACACUUCCACUCCGUCUCUGUUAUUCUCAUGUCUGCUGUCAGUGACCCAGGAACGCCAACUCAGCUCUUUGAUGUGGUAUCGAUGACAGGUCUGCUCGCACACACACACACACACACAAACAUACACAGAUACACACUGAGAGCCACAGUCGGCCCGCUCUCCUGAGUCCCAGCUGUGCACAAACACUUUAACUUCAGCAUCUGUCAGGAGUGCUGGAGGAAAAUCUAUGUUUUUCUAAAAAGGCUGCAGCACUUCUAUUGAGUUUCCUGUUUUCACUGUGAGAUACCAGUGUUGUUCUGGUCUGUGUUUAUUGAUGGAGCAGGAGAGAUACCCCUGCUUCCCAUUUGGCAGAACAAACAUUCUCUGUAAUUGAUGCUGGCAGGAGGAGAAAGUAUUCAAUAAGAAAGUAUUGUUCUCCCAGAAGGUUUAAAGAAGUAUUUCUGUAUUAGAUUAAUCUGACCAAAGGGGAGAGUACUGUAAGAAUUAUCAGAAUAAAUAUAUAAUCACUCACGUUACAUGUGCCACAUCUAAGACUGAUUCCCCACACCAGUCAGAUACUGUUUGUCCAGAUGAAUUAAAUAGAAACUGCUUGGCUCAUCAAAUGUAUUAAUGAUGUCCCAGCGAUGGAUGCUCUUUCUGUCUUCAUUAGUCAAAGAAAUGUAAAAAUUGGUUGGGCUUUUUUUUAAAAACGUACAACGAUGGAUGAACACUUAGCAGAAUUUAUGGCUUCCUCAGUCCUCACAGCCAUAACGACUUAUGCAAAUUGGAGGUUAAGUGCUGAGAUGAGACUGUUCAGCAAAAAAAAAAUACAGGAUGUAUACAAACUAAGGACGGAUGGAAGAACAAACUGUGUGCACUCGACAUUUGUCUUUAUUUGUUGUAUUGGAUACGCUGAACGUGUGUUACCAUGGAGCUCAGGCAGUGAGUCAACUGAAAAUAUCUGAAAGUGCAUAUGAAAGAGGAAAUUAAAAAGAUAGUCUGUGUGCUUUGUUUAUCACAGUGCAUCUGUACAAUAACUGAGAAGUUAAAUAUGAAGGGGACGCGGGUGUGAGCUGUCACAAUACAUUUAGUUUGAUCUGACAGCGAUAUAAAAAGAGACAACAAGACGACAAGGAGUAGAGAUCAAAAUGAAGUUCUAAGAGAGAAAGCAACCCGGGGGAUUUAGAGAGCUGCUGUAGUGCUGCUUUAUUUUUUAAGGAAUUUAUCAAAGGUGUCACUGUAGUAUGAAAUAGAGAAGGCAUCUCAGUCAUUGUUUCCACUGUGAAUGGGCUUUCAGCAGAGGUGGCACCAAGUCAUUGUACCGUAAAUCUUAUAAUAAACUCCCAGUCCCUUUUACUAGCCCAGUGUAGCUACACAAUUUAACAAAAAAAAAUCUUAAUUAGACCCCUGGUCUGGUUGCCAGCAGUUCAUUUUUAUAGAAGUUCUUUGGAUGUAUAAAACAAGGUUGUUGGCUACCUACUUGAGCUUACGUUAGUUAGCUGUUUAGAUCGCGCAUCCAAAUAUAAAUGUUUAAACUUUGGUCAUUAUGGAGAUGCUACACAUUGUUAGCUCAGUUAGAUUCUCCACAAUUCAGCAGUUCAUGUUACUGAAACCAUGAGCACUAAAGAAGACCGUAAUUCAUUCAGAUUUACUGGCAUGAAGAAAACAAGCGGUGACUCCAUUUCUCUGAAGCUGUCGUAAAGUCAGAAUAUGUGUCCAUUCCUCGAUUACCCUUUAAGUUAUUCAUAUUCCUUUAGUCUGCAAGGGUCUGCUGAUAUUGUAUCGUAUUGCAUCGUAUCACAUCGCAUCACGUCGUAUUGUAUCGUAUCAUAUCAUAUAUCAUAUUGUAUUGUAUCGUAUCGCAUCGUAUCAUAUUGCAUCGCAUUGGAUCGUAUUGUAUCGUAUCGCAUUACAUCCCAUCGUAUUGUAUCGUAUCAUAUUGCAUUGUAUCAUAUCGCAUUGUAUCAUAUUGCAUCACAUCGGAUCGUAUCGUAUCAUAUAUCAUAUUGUAUCAUAUUGCAUCGCAUUGGAUCGUAAUGUGUUGUAUCAUAUCAUAUUGUAUCGUAUUGCAUCGUAUCGCAUUACAUCCCAUUGUAUUGUUUCGUAUCAUACUGUAUUGUAUCGUAUCGCAUUGUAUCAUAUUGCAUUGCAUCGGAUCGUAUUGUAUCAUAUAUCAUAUCAUAUAUCAUAUCAUAUCAUAUCGUAUUGUAUCGUAUCAUAUUGUAUUGUAUCGUAUCAUAUUGUAUUGUAUUGUAUCGCAUUGUAUCAUAUUGCAUCACAUCACAUCGUAUCGUAUCGUAUCGUAUCGUAUCGUAUCGUAUCGUAUCAUAUCAUAUAUCAUAUCAUCAUAUCAUAUCGCAUUGCAUUGGAUCGUAUUGUAUCGCAUAUUGUCUUAACAGGAUAAAGUUGCGUUUGGGUCAGUAUGUCGGGUGCCGUAAUCCUGGAGUGCCAUAAAAAGAGUGUCAUAAUGCUCUCUCUCUGAUGCCUUGUCUUUCGGAGCUAGAUUAGAUGAAUGAUUUGUAAUUGAUAUAUAUAUGUAUAUGUAAGAUUUCCCCGAUUUUGCUGAGCAACAUUUUUAUGUAAAAGGAAUUAAAGCCCUGUCCCAGAUAUGAUCUUGUUUAUUUCAGUGAUUUUAGCAAAUAAUAGCCCGGGCUAUUAAUUGAAGUUUUACGGUAAGUCAAGUUCCAAGUCCUAAACUUUUUUUUGAGUCCUUAACAAGUCAUAAUGCAUGUUUCAUCAAAUGUAAUGCCAUUUUAACAACAGAGGAAUUAUAUUUUAAAU
Messenger RNA from Epinephelus moara (kelp grouper), 9356 nucleotides. It is a transcript of the gene mtrr, whose product is annotated as 5-methyltetrahydrofolate-homocysteine methyltransferase reductase. Gene Ontology annotation, molecular function: flavin adenine dinucleotide binding; [methionine synthase] reductase (NADPH) activity; FMN binding. NCBI's taxonomy places the organism in Eukaryota, Metazoa, Chordata, Actinopteri, Perciformes, Serranidae. Gene Ontology annotation, biological process: homocysteine metabolic process. The record is from RefSeq and is a predicted model, not a curated record. Gene Ontology annotation, cellular component: cytosol. Bases 74 to 2323 code for a protein of 749 amino acids. The transcript has 15 exons.